Prunus armeniaca (apricot) is the source of this 1221-nucleotide messenger RNA. The record is from the annotation of a GenBank genome assembly. NCBI's taxonomy places the organism in Eukaryota, Viridiplantae, Streptophyta, Magnoliopsida, Rosales, Rosaceae.
AUGUUGGGUACGGGGUUGCAGGUCACGCGCGCCCGCGGAGACGACCGAUUCUACGACCCGGCCAGAGCCCGUAGAGCUCACCAGAACCAGAAAGCCGAGCAACUUCGGCGAGCUCAGAGCGACGUCACGCCAAGCCAAUCGCCUUCGCUCAAGGGUAACCCUAACCGGGAACCCGAGAACAGGGUCGGGUUAGAUGACCCUCCCAAGCCAGUCGCCGUGCCUGCUUUUGAGCCCGUUGUCAAUCCCUUGAGUAAUCUCGAGCGGUUCUUGCAGUCGAUCUCGCCAUCCGUGCCCGCUCAGUACCUCUCUAAGACGACGAUGAGGGGAUUGAGUACUUGCGACGUGGAAUUUCAGCCAUACUUUGUUCUUGGAGAUCUAUGGGAGUCUUUCAAGGAGUGGAGUGCUUAUGGGGCAGGAGUGCCUUUGAUUUUGAAUGACAGUGACUCUGUGGUUCAGUACUAUGUCCCUUAUUUGUCCGGUAUUCAGAUAUACGGCCACUCUAUGAAAUUGCCCACUAAGACAAGGCGGCCAGAUGAGGACAGUGACAGUGACUUCAGGGAUUCUAGUAGUGAUGGAAGCUGUGAUUACGAAACUGAUAGAUUAAAAUAUUUGAGGGAGCAGCGGAAUCAUCAAAAUCUAUCGAGUGAAAUUCCUCGUAGGAUAGACAGAUUAUCUCUGAGAGAGCCGCAUUUUCCACCUCAUGAAGACUGCUCUAGUGACGAGGGUGAAUCCAUAAAUUCUCAAGGCUGCUUGCUAUUUGAGUAUUUUGAGCAGGACCUUCCUUAUUGCCGCGAGCCUUUAGCUGACAAGAUACUAGAUCUUGCCAUCCAUUUUCCUGAGCUGAAGACACUAAGAAGUUGUGAUCUGCUGUCUUCCAGCUGGAUUUCUGUUGCAUGGUAUCCAAUUUACAGGAUUCCAACGGGACCAACUCUAAAGGAUCUUGAUGCGUGCUUUCUGACGUACCAUUCACUUUUUACACCCAUGGGAGGUGUACCAGAUGCCCGGGCUCCUGUAGUGACAUAUCCAAGUGACAUGGAUGGUGUCCCUAAGAUGUCAUUACCUGUUUUUGGCCUUGCUUCAUACAAAUUCAGAGGGUCCUUGUGGACUUCUAAUGGGGGAUCUGAACGCCAGUUAGCUAACUCCCUCUCGCAGGCUGCUGACAACUUUCUAAGAGUGCUGCAGGUCAAUCACCCUGAUUUUGUGUUUUUCAGCCGUAGAUGA